AUGUCCUGCAUCUCGAAGCCCACGUUUCCCACUUCCUGCUCUCCCGAGCUAUACACGGCUUGCCCCACGAUGAUCAAUGUGCACGAGUGGCUCAUGAUCCACCACACUUCUGUCAUCACGGGCCUCCCCGAGCGCACUUACGACGUCUUCGCCGUGGCCGAGUUCCCGAUGUUUGCCACCAAGGCCGAGUACAUCAACACCAGCAUCGGCAUCCCUCUCGGGCCCGUCACCAUCGAGUUCUCCACCAAGCUCGACAUCCGCAGGGUCAACGCCUCGCUCCCCGACCUGGUCUCCGCCAGCAUCAAGUACCCGCUCCUUGCCUCCGUCAAGGGCGGCGCGUUCAGGGGCGACCUCCACAGCAGCCGCGGCAUCAGCAUGUCGAUUGGCGUCCCCGAGGUCUACGGGAGCGUCCGCCUCUGGAUCGAAGGCGGCACCCACCGCCACCCCGACGCGGCACUCUGGAUCGACUUCAAGCUGAGCGUGUUCGGGGAAGAACACCACGGCAGGUUCGCCGUCCUCCCCAUUCCCCGCUGGUUCAUGCUGGCGGCCCCUGGCAACAGCGAGAAGCUCCUCCAGGCCCCCGCCAGCAAGUUCUCCGCUUUCUCGGUUUCUGCACUCAACGGCGUCGACGAGGAGACCAACAACGGCGCCGAUGAUGUGACGCUCCCCGUCGAUGAGGAGGCCAGCAGCGGCGACAACGUCGAGGACGCCCCCGCUGACGAGGAGGCCGUUGCCGCCUAAUCGAGGUCAAGCACCUCCCGCUGAAUGCGGGAUCGACACACAGACAGUGUAGUAUGGUAUCGCUGAACAGGCUCGUAAU
This is a messenger RNA of Dichomitus squalens LYAD-421 SS1, 820 nucleotides long. RefSeq lists its product as uncharacterized. Lineage: Eukaryota; Fungi; Basidiomycota; Agaricomycetes; Polyporales; Polyporaceae. The transcript is spliced from 5 exons. The record is from RefSeq and is a predicted model, not a curated record. Bases 1 to 741 code for a protein of 246 amino acids.